AAGACAAAUAGAUACUUGUGCUGAGGAGAAGAAACACAAGAACAGCUCAUUCACUGCUCUCCUCCUCGCUGCUCAGGAAGAAAGAUGGAGACUGCAAUGAGGAGCCUUUUUUCAGAUAACAGCAGAUACCUCGAGUCCUUCCGCUACUUCCUUAAGAAUUCCACUGUGCACCAGUGCAUGCAGGAGUUUAUAGAGACCAGGCUGCCGGGUGUCCUCUCCAGUAUAGGGGAUGGAAAGACGACCAUCAAUGUCCUUGGAGUAGGAAGUGGAUCGGAAACACUUUCUUGUAAAUUCCAAAUUCUAAAAAUCUUCUCCAAAAUACAAGCUCGAUAUCCUGGAGUCUCCAUCCAUGCUGAUAUUGUUGAGCCAAGCCCAGAGCAGAUGCUCAGCUACAAGGAGAACGUGGCCAAGAUCCCAGGACUUGAAAAUGUUCAUUUUAACUGGAUCAACAAAACAGCUUUUGAGUUUGAGGUUCAAGUGAAGAAAAAGAAGUCAGAAAGAAAGUAUGAUUUCAUCCAUAUGAUAGAGAUGCUGUACUACGUAGAAGAUGUGCCAGCAACACUGACCUUCUUCAGGAGCCUAUUGACACCGAAUGGAAAACUUCUUAUAAUACUUGUAUCCGGAAAUAGCGGAUCUUCUAUUAUAUGGAAGAAGUACGGACAACAAAAGGACCACUGCAUCUCAGCGGACAACAUUGCAGACCUGCUGAGAUCAGAGGGCACAAAGUAUCAGAGCUAUGAGCUGCCAUCUUACAUUAACAUCACGGAAUGCUUCAUCGAUGGGAACAGGAACGGGGACUUGAUGUUGGAUUUUCUCACGUUGACGUAUGAUUUUAACAAAAAUGCCCCUCCCGAGCUGAGAGAGGAAAUAUUUCAAGAUCUCAAGUGCCCAAAGUACAGCUCUGUUAAAGAGGGAAAGAUCAUUUUAAAUAAUUGUCUUAGUGCUAUAGUGGUGGGGAGUGGAUAGAUAUGAGGAACAAUGGGCGCGUCCAUGCAACUGGUCUCAGGGAUUGCAAAAAUUCUCUAAAUCUUGACUCCUUUUUACUGUUUUUAGAUGCGAUGUUUAAAAAGAUUGGGGGUCAUCCUUUUUGCUAUUAUGGGGACUGUUAAUGUAGUGGAAUUCAGGAACAAGGUGGGAAGGCUUGGGGCUUCUCUACACCUCUCCAAAGUCUAUGCUUUUUCCUCAUAUUUAAUAUUUUUU
Messenger RNA from Bufo bufo (common toad), 1200 nucleotides. Its product is annotated as histamine N-methyltransferase B-like. The record is from RefSeq and is a predicted model, not a curated record. Gene Ontology annotation, molecular function: N-methyltransferase activity. The transcript has 6 exons. The coding region runs from base 85 to 966 and encodes 293 amino acids. Lineage: Eukaryota; Metazoa; Chordata; Amphibia; Anura; Bufonidae.